AUGACGGUGGGGGAGUCUAUCCCAGCAGAAGAGCUGGGGGAGCUUGAUGAAAUGGACGAGGAGGAGGGGAUGGUACGGGUGUCUGUCUUCCCUCCCGACCUCAGAGAGCUGCUUCCCAGCAUGAAGGUCUGGUCUGACUGGAUGCUCGGCCACCCAGACAAGUGGAACCCUCCUCCCUGCAAUAUUCAGGGGGGUCCAGACGUGUGGCAGUGUCUUGCAGAUCUGUGCAACUCUUUGGCACGCGUGUAUCAUGGUGAGGUUCUGCUGUAUAAAGCUGAUGUAGAUGGAGAAGGAGACGAGGAACUCCGAGUCCUACAGCUGGAGGAAGACAAAAUGCUCUCUGGCUUUGUCCCGCUGCUUGCUGCCCCACAGGAAGCAUGCUAUAUAGACCAAGGAACAGAUGCGGUCAGCUCCUGA
Sinocyclocheilus anshuiensis is the source of this 417-nucleotide messenger RNA. RefSeq names its product telomerase-binding protein EST1A-like. Bases 1 to 417 code for a protein of 138 amino acids. The transcript is spliced from 4 exons. Gene Ontology annotation, molecular function: telomeric repeat DNA binding; protein binding; telomerase RNA binding. The record is from RefSeq and is a predicted model, not a curated record. Gene Ontology annotation, biological process: nuclear-transcribed mRNA catabolic process, nonsense-mediated decay. Gene Ontology annotation, cellular component: telomerase holoenzyme complex. Lineage: Eukaryota; Metazoa; Chordata; Actinopteri; Cypriniformes; Cyprinidae.